This is a messenger RNA of Coffea eugenioides, 1976 nucleotides long. RefSeq names its product zinc finger protein ZPR1 homolog. The coding region runs from base 147 to 1712 and encodes 521 amino acids. The record is from RefSeq and is a predicted model, not a curated record. The transcript has 16 exons. NCBI's taxonomy places the organism in Eukaryota, Viridiplantae, Streptophyta, Magnoliopsida, Gentianales, Rubiaceae. Gene Ontology annotation, molecular function: zinc ion binding. Gene Ontology annotation, cellular component: nucleus; cytoplasm.
CCCUCUUUUUCCCCUUUCCUCCAAAUAAAUUUGAAAAUAUAUAAAGGCUUCUUCUUCUUCAGCUGUCUUGAGCAAAUAAUAUUCGGCGGCUGAGCAUUUUUUCUGAAUUCAAAUUCCCAUUUUUGAUUGAUAUCUUCCUUCUAAUAAUGGAGACAACAACAGAAAUUAAGGCAGGGGGAGGAGGAGGAGGAGGAGGAGCAGAGCAGCCGCAAAUUGUGGAUGUCAGGUCAGUGGUAGAAGCCGUCUCCGCCGCCGCCGCUGACGAUGAUGCUGCCACUGACGCACCUCUUUAUGAGGUCGAAAGCCUCUGCAUGCGCUGCGAAGAAAAUGGCGUAACAAGAUUGUUAUUGACUGCAAUUCCACAUUUUAGAAAGAUAUUAUUGGCAGCAUUUGAAUGUCCACAUUGUGGAGAGAGGAACAAUGAAGUGCAGUUUGCUGGUGAACUUCAACCUCGAGGGUGUCAUUAUUGCCUGAAAAUUCCAUCAGGUCAUCGCCAGAUGCUGAAUCGUCAAGUGGUUAAAUCCGAGUCGGCCACUAUCAAGAUCCCUGAACUAGAUUUCGAGAUCCCUCCUGAGGCUCAGCGUGGCUCUUUGUCCACGGUUGAAGGGGUGUUGAUACGAGCUGCUGAUGAGCUGGAGGCUCUUCAAGAAGAAAGAAGGAAAGUAAAUUCUCAAACUGCUGAUGCAAUAGAUGAGUUCUUAAUAAAACUGAGAGCAUGUGCAGCAGCAAAUUCAUCCUUCACCUUCAUUCUUGAUGAUCCUUCCGGUAACAGCUUCAUUGAGAAUCCGUUUGCUCCCUCUCUGGAUCCAUCAUUGACUAUUAAGUUCUAUGCAAGAACUCCUGAGCAACAAGCGUCUCUAGGGUACCUUGUUGACCCAUCACCAUCAGGAGAAGCUGGGGAUGGAGCAUUAUUAAAUACAGAGAAUGGUCCCGAUCAAAUCCAAAGUGAACCACAUGGAUCAGUUGGUGCAAGAGCUGGUCGUCGAGCAAUUGCUCAAGGUAACAGCACGGAAAUUGCUGAAGCAUUGUUUCGGUAUUCUGCACCUGAAGAGGUGAUGACUUUCCCAUUAACCUGUGGAGCUUGUGCUGCCAUGUGUGAGUGUCGAAUGUUCGUUACCAAUAUUCCAUACUUCCAAGAAGUAAUAGUGAUGGCAUCCUCCUGUGAUUCUUGUGGUUACCGCAACUCAGAGCUGAAACCUGGUGGAAGGAUUCCUCCUAAAGGAAAGAAAAUUACCGUUCAUGUUGAGAAUCUAAAGGAUCUUAGUCGAGAUGUGAUAAAGUCAGAUACUGCUGGUGUGAAAAUUCCAGAGCUUGACUUGGAGCUGACGAGUGGCACCUUGGGUGGGGUUGUGACCACUAUUGAAGGUUUGAUUACAAAAAUUAGUGAAAAUCUUGAGAGAGUGCAUGGAUUCACUUUUGGAGAUAGUCUUGAUGACACUAAAAGAAGCAAAUGGCAGGAGUUCAUGACAAGGCUUAACAAGCUUUUGAGCUUGGAAGAGCCUUGGACAUUGAUUAUUGACGAUGCUCUAGCAAAUUCCUUCAUUGCACCUGCAACUGACGAUAUUAAGGACGAUCAUCAAUUAUCAUUCGAGGAAUAUGAAAGAUCGUGGGAGCAGAAUGAGGAGUUGGGACUCAAUGAUAUGGACACUUCUUCAGCUGAUGUAGCUUACAAUGCAGCGGAUGCUGCACCCAAUGGUGAAACAGAAGUCUGAUAUGGUGUGCUUGUUUCUUUAACUGAACCAUUUGUUUUAACCUUGGGGUGUCUUUGUAUCAUCAUUAGGUCGUAACCUCGUAUCACUGUUUCAGUUUUGUUUUAUUUCCCUCGUCGUCAUUUGCUAGUGUGGGAGAAUUUUGCUUGUUAGAAUUGCUGCUGUUCACGUGAUAAUUACUUGUAUAUCAAUUUUUGUUUUCAAGAUUUAGAAGGAUGAGAAUACUUCGAUCUAUUUAAGGUGGUGUGAACUAGACUGAGUUGAUAA